This is a messenger RNA of Pogona vitticeps (central bearded dragon), 3118 nucleotides long. NCBI's taxonomy places the organism in Eukaryota, Metazoa, Chordata, Lepidosauria, Squamata, Agamidae. The record is from RefSeq and is a predicted model, not a curated record.
AUGGAUGAAAACUACGAUCCUGUGCAAAAGUUCUCCAUUAAUGAGAAUCAAUGCAUUGAGUUCAACGUGCUAAGAUUCCGCAGAGGACCACAGAGGGUCGUCGGCGGCGGCGGCGGCGGCGAGGAGGAGGAGGAGGUCCCUCUGAACAGCCAGGAGAUGCGCUGGAGGCCACCGCUGGCCCAGGGCAACGUGCCCUUGGAAUUCACCCUGUCCACAGAGAGGAUUGCAGAGAAAGAUGACGAGAACGCCGAGCGAGGACACUGGUCCAGCAAAACGGACUACCUCCUCUCCAUGGUCGGCUACGCGGUCGGGCUGGGGAAUGUCUGGCGGUUUCCGUACCUGACCUAUCAGAACGGAGGAGGGGCCUUCUUGAUACCGUACGCCAUCAUGCUGGCGCUGGCCGGCUUGCCUUUGUUCUUCCUGGAAUGCUCCCUCGGGCAGUUUGCCAGCUUGGGACCGAUUUCCAUCUGGCGCAUUCUACCCCUUUUACAAGGAGUCGGAGUCACCAUGGUCGUCAUCUCCACGUUUGUGACCAUUUAUUACAACGUCAUCAUCGGCUACAGCCUCUACUACCUGUUUGCCUCUUUCCAAAGUGUGCUCCCUUGGUCAGACUGCGACGAAGCCUGGGCCGAUGAAUUGUGCAGCAAGACCCCGAAAGUGUCGGACUGCAACGCCACCUUGCCUGACGGGACCAUGAUCCAUGCCAAUUACUCUUGGAUUGAGAGCAGGAACCUCACAUGUCUCAAUGACUCCAUCGUGUAUGCAAAAACCCAGGUCCCCAGUGAACAGUACUGGAACAAGAAGGUCCUUCAGCGAACGGCAGGAUUAGAAGACACUGGGGAGGUUGUCUGGUAUUUAGCUCUCUGCCUCCUCCUUUCCUGGCUGAUUGUAGCGAUGGCCUUAUUCAAAGGAAUCAAGUCUUCAGGAAAGGUGGUCUACUUCACCGCCAUCUUCCCCUACGUCGUCCUCAUUAUACUGUUGGUACGAGGGGCCACCCUGGAAGGGGCUCGGGAAGGCAUUGAGUACUACAUCGGAACCCAGUCUAAUUUCACCAAACUUAUGGAAGCAGAGGUCUGGAAAGAUGCGGCAACCCAGAUCUUCUUCUCCCUUUCCGUUGCUUGGGGCGGGUUGGUCGCCCUCUCCUCGUACAACAAAUUCCACAACAACUGCUACUCUGACGCCAUCUUCGUUUGCAUCACGAACUGCCUCACCAGCAUCUUCGCCGGCUUCGCCAUCUUCUCCAUCCUGGGACACAUGGCGUUUCAGGCCAACAAGGAGGUCUCAGAGGUGGUUGAUUCUGGCUUCGACCUGGCCUUUGUCGCCUACCCAGAAGCUCUUUCAAAGCUACCGGUCGCUCCGCUGUGGUCCUUUCUGUUCUUCUUCAUGCUUCUGCUUUUGGGUCUCGACUCUCAAUUUGCCACCAUAGAGACCCUCACGACCACCAUCCAAGAUAUCUACCCGACAUUGAUGAAGAAAAUGAGGAUCCCUGUGACACUGGGUUUGUGCAUGGUGCUGUUCCUCCUGGGACUCGUCUGCGUCACCCAGGCAGGAAUCUACUGGGUCAACCUGGUGGAUCAUUUCUGUGCUGGCUGGGGGAUCCUUUUUGCGGCUGUCCUUGAGCUGGCAGGAAUCUGCUGGAUUUAUGGAGGAAACCGUUUUAUCGAAGACAUCGAGAUGAUGAUUGGGAAGAAAAGCUUCCUCUUCUGGCUGUGGUGGAGAGCAUGCUGGUUCUUCAUCACCCCUUGCCUCCUACUCGCCAUCUUGAUCUGGUCUUUGGUCACCUUUUCGGCUCCUAUGUAUGGCAGCGUCAAAUACCCAACCUGGGGAUCUGCGGUCGGCUGGUGCAUGAUCAUGUCCUGUCUCAUCUGGAUCCCUGUUGUUGCGAUUUACAAGAUAGUGAAAGCCAAAGGCACCUUGUGGCAGCGGAUCGUCACCUGUUGCAAGCCUUUACCCACCUGGGGGCCGACCCUGGAGUCACACCGCGGAGAACGAUAUAAGAACAUGGUGGAUCCGGUCAAGGAGCGAGACCUUGAGAUCCCAACGGUGGACAGCUACGUGUACAAGAUGGAAUGAAGGAGACAACCGGAGGCCGACCCUUUCAUCCCCAGAGACCCCAAAGCUUGGGUUGAUAGACAGAAGCCAUGCUAUUUAUUCUGAGAACUUGUCCAUUUUACUACAAAGCAACAGAAUGACGGAUCCACGGAGCCUGGAGGCAGGUCCCUCAAGCGCCUGUGUCUGCAGAUCUCUCCUCCUGGGUGCAGGAUGCUGUCAAGGGAAGAGCCUUCUGUUUGGUGGGCGAUCAAGAACCCUGUUAAGUACCUAAGGUCAUGAUCCUGAGCACAAAUGUCUGGGCGUAAGUGCCACUGAACUCAAGUGGGGCUUACCCCUGAGUAGACUACCUAUAGAGAGAGGCGUCUGCAAUAUAUGGGUACGGUGCAUAAUUUAUUUCUAUUCCUCGUUUCAAAAUUACGUGGCAUUGCUUAGUUUUGUUUUGCUGCCUUGAAACGCCUCGCCUCAAAAUGGCCAGAAAAAUCUUGACAAUCCCCUUGUCUAUCUCUGGGGAUGGUUUGCACUCCUUCAGGCCUAUCUUCACAGUCAUGAGGACUAGCAGCUUGGCGGUUUCAAAGCGAUUUUACUCCGAUGGUGAAGCUGUGCCCAGUUGUAUGUUUCUUCUCAGAAUGUAGGGUGGCUGGCUGGCCAGCCGAGCAGCUGAUUUUUACGACACUUUAUUCUUCCGCGGCCUUUUAUGUUCAUGGGUCUCCGCACGAGGUCAGAAUACUGUCUCUGUUCUUUUGAGACAUUAUUCUUGUUCCCGCAGAUCCCCCACCCUUUUUUAAUUUAAAUUUUUUAAAAACUAGGGAUAGGGGUACAUAAGGUAAGGGAAAUGGACCAAAAAAAGAGGGGAGAGAAGGAAAACAUCAAAUAUACAGUCCUCAAAUCCUCUUUUUUGCAUUACAAUCUCAAGACUACUUUUUGCCUUUUCUACACGAUGGCCCUUCCAGAUUUUCACUUGCAGUUACCUCUUAGUUUAAUUCUAUCUUUAUCAAGCUCUACCUGCUGACCCAAGCCAUUUAUAUAAGUCCCAUCGUUUAGCUGCCUUUUGUACUGGAUAGUCUUU